Molecule: messenger RNA, 2528 nt
Organism: Panonychus citri (citrus red mite)
Lineage: Eukaryota; Metazoa; Arthropoda; Arachnida; Trombidiformes; Tetranychidae
Exons: 2
Coding region: 572-2359 (595 amino acids)
Biological process (GO): G protein-coupled receptor signaling pathway
Cellular component (GO): membrane
Molecular function (GO): G protein-coupled receptor activity
Source: RefSeq, a predicted model, not a curated record
UCAACUCAACACUAAACCGUUAAAGAUGACAAUUUAUACUUAGAGUGAACAAAGUUUUUUCUGUUAUCACUUUUUAAAUGAUUAAUUUGUGAGAAAAAAAAUCGUUACAAUUACAAUUCAGUUAAUCUAACUACUGACUUUAAAUCAGUCAAUUUUCACCAUUAACUCAAUGAAAAUGUUCAACAAUCAAUAAAAAAAUAAGUUAAAUCCAUUACAAUGUCACCGAUAAUCAAAGUUGAAUUGUUCAAUGUUUUCAAUAAUAAACAAUCAAAUUGAUUUGAUUAAUUGUUUCUGCGUCAUUGUUACUCACGUUUGGAUACAAUCAAUAGAUAUUUGUGCUCAUUUAAUUGGUUAAUUGUGUGACCAACUUUUAAUUGUGAGCUUCAUUGUUAUUCAUUGACAUCAUUUAAUUUAGAAACAAUUUACAAUCAAUAAAAGUUAAGCAUUUUCCAAUCGGAUUAAAGUAAACCCUGUGAUUGUGAAAUGGAUGAAAUGUUAAUAUAAUGGAAUAAAUAUUCAAUUCAAUCAACAAUUAAACUAAUCAGCAGUAAGUCAAGGGGUAUAAGUCAUCAUGAGAGUUGAACCUUGGGUUGAAUUUUAUUUUUAUGGUGUUUUAUUAACAUCAAUGUGCCUGUUUGGUAUAUCGGCUAAUACAGUGACACUUUUCAUCUUGAAUGCUUUCAAUGAGAUGAGACGUCAACCCAUCAACGUUUAUUUGACUGUACUCGCAAUCUACGACAAUGGAGUAUUGAUUAACGCUCUUCUCAUGCUCGGAAUACCAGCAUUGGUGACAAACACCAAACAGAAUCCAAGUGAUUAUCUUCCAUCCAUGGUGUUCCCAUCAAUCGAUUCGUUAUCUUUUCCAGUGAGUGGCCCACCGGAAACAGUAUCAGAUUCUUCAUCUGUACAUAUGAUUAAAACAUCGCCUUCAUCAUCAUCAUCAUCAUCUUUUUAUACCUCAUCGUUAUUACCUUUAUCAUCUUCUACACCUUUGUCUUCCUCUUCAUCAUCUCGAUACCUUGUUGAAUCGAAAAGUUUUUUCAAAAAUGAUGAUAAUCAUCCAUUGAUUGUUGAUGAUUCAGUUAACUCAAUUAAAAGUAACAAUGGUGAUAUAAAUCUCAAUGGUUCUUAUGAUUAUCCUAAUACUUUUGGAGCAAUCAUUGACUCUCAUUUUAAUUUAUCCACCUCAACGAUAGCCAACAGAUCAAUUUUAAAUCUAAUUAGACCAACAUCUUGGUUACCAAAUGGUUUAAUUGACUCUAAUUCAGUAGCAUCAUCACCAUUACCGUUAUCGAUAAUUGAUUCUUUGAGUGAUUAUUAUCAUCCAGAUAAUCUUGCAUCGUCAUCUUUAUCUGGUGAGAAUCAUCAGCAUCAACAUCAAUAUUAUCCAACAAUAUCAUCACUCUCAGUUUCAAGUGAAAACCCAGAUCAAUAUUUCCCAAUUCACCCUGCACCCAAUCAAUACACCGAAGUACCCGAUGAUCCACUUCCCUAUUAUGUGACCAUCGUUUAUCCAAUGGCUUUGAUUGCCCAAACAGGAUCAAUAUGGACAACAUGUUUGAUCACCGCUGAAAGAUACUUUGCCGUGUGUCACCCUUUUCGUAUACGAACAUUUUCCAAUCGAAAUCGAGCCAUUUGGGCGGUAAUUUUUCUCUCAGUUGGAGCUUUUCUGUACAAUAUUCCUCGAUUCUUAGAAAUAGAAGUUUUCACAACCCCUGAGGGCAGUCAAUCAGUUCGUAAAACUGCACUUCGACAAAAUCGUCUCUAUUAUUGGUUAUAUUAUAUCUGUCUUAAUCUCGCUCUUCUCUACAUUAUCCCACUCUCCCUGUUAACCGCUCUUAACACCGAGAUAUACAAAGCCAUUCGUAGAGCCUCACGAAAUCGAGCCACCCUGACAAACCAAGAGGAAACGGAACUAAACAUCGCCUCUAUGUUGGUACUUUUAGUGUCCAUUUUUAUAGCCUGUAAUGCACCCGCUUUCGUUGUCAAUUGUAUGGAGUUUUUUAAUGCCCCAGGAUACGAAUUGGCGGUAAUUUUCAGUAAUCUACUUGUUUGCCUCAAUUCAUCAAUCAAUUUCGUCAUCUAUUGUAUAUUUGGUAAAAAGUUUCGCAAAAAAUUGGGUCAAGUUUUUCAUUGCUCAAAAAUGGCUCAAUCAGAUAGACUGACCAACACCAAUACCUGUCAGGCAAGAUUAAAUAACAAUAUGAAUCUUAAUUCAGUUGCUAUCACCAAUGUAAACAAUAAUACAAUUAAUAUUAAUAAUAACAAUUUAAACCUAACCACUGACAAUACAAAUAAUAACAAUAAUAACAAUAUCGAUACCAAUUCAAUGCACUCAAUUAACGAAACUUAUGUUUGAUUUUUGAACAAAAUUAGAAUCAAAUUUAAAACAAUAACAGAAUUAUUAUUCUAUUGGUAAUUAUGUUUCAAGUUAAUCAAUUUAAAUUGUAUCAUUAAAAUGUAUUAUCAAAGGAAACGAUUCCAAUCGUAAUGAUUAAUUAAAAGUUUUUAAUUGUAACACAAAAUUG